Messenger RNA from Spodoptera frugiperda (fall armyworm), 597 nucleotides. Its product is annotated as vesicle transport protein GOT1B. NCBI's taxonomy places the organism in Eukaryota, Metazoa, Arthropoda, Insecta, Lepidoptera, Noctuidae. Gene Ontology annotation, cellular component: endoplasmic reticulum; membrane. The transcript has 6 exons. The record is from RefSeq and is a predicted model, not a curated record. Bases 145 to 597 code for a protein of 150 amino acids. Gene Ontology annotation, biological process: retrograde transport, endosome to Golgi; endoplasmic reticulum to Golgi vesicle-mediated transport.
GUCAAGCUGUCAUUAGCAGUGACGUUUGGAAAUUGUUAAAAUGACGUGGAGAUGAGGUUAUGAAUUUGUUGAAAAAUAGCUGUUUUACAUAAAUAAAGUGUUAAAACAAUUAAUUUAAUUGAUAAGUAGCCAAAAAGCACAAAAAUGAUCGAGAUCACAGAUACACAGAAGAUCGGCGUGGGUCUUGCCGGCUUCGGCAUGACCUUCCUCUUCCUGGGCGUUCUCCUACUAUUCGAUAAGGGAUUACUCGCUAUAGGAAAUAUCCUCUUCAUCAGCGGCCUGGCGUGCGUGAUAGGUCUGCAGCGGACAUUUUUCUUCUUCUUCCAACGGCAUAAAAUCAAGGCGUCCGUCGCGUUCUUCGGAGGCAUCACCAUCGUGCUGAUGGGAUGGCCAAUGAUCGGCAUGAUUGCUGAGAUCUACGGUUUCUUGCUGUUGUUCAGAGGAUUCCUGCCUGCAGCUGUGAACUUCCUAAGGAUGGUACCAGUCCUAGGGUCCCUGCUUAACCUACCGAUUAUAAGAGGGGUCGUAGACAGAAUAGCAGGUGACAACAUAGUUAGCGUAACAGUGGUAUGUGUUGAAUUACGUAUAUACGGCUAA